Molecule: messenger RNA, 2852 nt
Organism: Sardina pilchardus (European sardine)
Lineage: Eukaryota; Metazoa; Chordata; Actinopteri; Clupeiformes; Clupeidae
Product: sodium- and chloride-dependent GABA transporter 2-like
Exons: 16
Coding region: 434-2260 (608 amino acids)
Biological process (GO): sodium ion transmembrane transport
Cellular component (GO): plasma membrane
Molecular function (GO): gamma-aminobutyric acid:sodium:chloride symporter activity
Source: RefSeq, a predicted model, not a curated record
GACCGGUGUGGAGCUGGCUCACCUCCUGCUGCCCAAGGCUGAAGCUCUCCUCUCCUCCCACGCCCCCUUCCCCACAGCGUGCUCAAAGGACCGGGGUGUUCAGAUAGAUGCCCACUAAACCCUCAAGCUUUCCUCUGCUAACAGGUGUCUCCCGAACGCACUCCACCGAAGAGAGCGACGUCUGCUGCUACAACUACCUGCAGCACUGCUACACUCGCAUAGAAGAGAAAACACAGACAGAGGACAAAGCAGAGGACAAAGCUAGAGAGCAGGUCAAUGCAAAAGAAGAAGAAAAAGAGGAAGAAAAGGAAAACCUCUUCUUAACAUACAACAAACAGUCUCACUAGUUCUUUAAGGGAAAGGGGUGUGUGUCAGAGAGAGAGAGAGAGAGCGAGAGCGUGGGAAAGAGCGUGUGCUUGUGUAGGUUAUUGAUAUGGCUGUGGAUCAAGGUGUUGUACUCAAGAAAGAUGGCAUGCCGGAAAAGCCUUUGGAUGAGCGAAAAAGCUUGGACAAGACGUCCCUGCUGGAGCGGGGCCAGUGGGGCAGUAAGGCCGAGUUUCUGCUGGCCGUAGCAGGGCAGAUCAUUGGCCUGGGCAACGUUUGGCGCUUCCCUUAUCUCUGCUACAAGAAUGGAGGGGGAGUGUUUUUUGUGCCGUACCUGUUGUUCCUGGUACUGUGUGGGGUUCCAUUGUUCCUGCUAGAGACAUCACUGGGUCAGUUCACCUGUCUGGGCGGAGUCAGUGCUUGGAGGAGCAUAUGCCCUCUCUUUGGAGGUCUCGGUUAUGCCAGUCAGAUCAUGAUCCUGCAUGGUUGCGUUUACUACAUCGUCAUCUUGGCCUGGGCGUUCUUCUACCUGUGCUCCAGCUUUCAGACCGUGCUGCCCUGGUCCCACUGCAACAACACCUGGAACACAGCGGCAUGUGUGGAAUUUGAUAGACGGAACAUCACAGGCAAUGGAAGCUUGGUGGAAAAUGCCACAUCUCCAGUCAUGGAGUUCUGGGAGGAAGAGGUGCUGAAGCUCUCCCCCGGCCCUGAUCAGCUGGGUUCAGUUAACUGGCGUCUGGCUCUCUGUCUGCUGAUGGUCUGGGUUGUCUGCUACUUCUGUGUGUGGAAAGGUGUCAAAUCCACAGGCAAGGUGGUGUAUCUGACCGCUACGUUCCCGUAUGUGAUGCUGUUUAUCCUGCUGGCCCGUGGGGUCACUCUCCCCGGGGCCUCGACUGGAAUCAUCUACUACCUCAAGCCCAAUCACACGCGGCUUGCUGACCCCCAGGUCUGGAUGGAUGCUGGAACUCAGAUAUUCUUUUCGUAUGGCAUCUGCCUGGGCAGCCUCACUGCGCUGGGUAGUUACAACAGAUACAACAAUGACUGCUACAAAGAUUGCUUCCUGCUGUGCCUGCUGAACAGCGCCACCAGCUUCCUGGCCGGCUUCGCCAUCUUCUCCGUGCUGGGCUUCAUGGCAGAGGAGCAGGGCGUCCGCAUGGACCAGGUGGCCCAGUCAGGACCGGGACUGGCAUUUAUAGCAUUUCCGCGGGCAGUCGCUAUGAUGCCAGUACCUCAGCUGUGGGCUGUCUGCUUCUUCCUGAUGAUCAUCAUGCUGGGACUGGACACACAGUUUGUGAGUCUGGAGGCGCUGAUGACGUCGGUGUCGGACCUGUACCCCACGCUGGUGCGUCGGGGUUACCGGCGUGAGCUGCUGCUGCUGGUCAUCUGCAUCAUCUGCUUCCUGGUCGGCUUGGUGAUGGUCACGCCGGGAGGGCUGUAUGUUUUUCAGAUCUACGAUCACUUCUCCUGCAGUGGAGCCAGCCUGCUGUUACUGUCCAUCUUCCAGUCUGUGGCCGUGGGAUGGGUCUACGGCCCAGACCGCUUCUGCGAGAACAUCAAGAGCAUGAUCGGUUACUCCCCCUCCCCCGUCUUCCGGCUGUGCUGGAAGUACUUCACCCCCACCGUCUGCAUUGCGACGUUUGUGUUCUCUCUGGUGCGCUGGGCGCCGCUGGAUCUGGGCAAAGGCGUGGCGGCCCCCACGUGGGCCUCAGGACUGGGCUGGCUCCUCACGCUGUCCUCCGUCUCCAUGCUGCCACUCUGGGCACUCUACGCUCUUAUCAACACACCAGGCAGCUUAAGACAGCGCCUGUGCCUUCUAUGUCAGCCGGCUGCCGACUCCCCCCUGGCCCACAAGCACCUCGGCAACGGCUGCAACAUGACCCUUGACCCCAGCCAGUACCCGACCUCCGAGAAGCUCCUCAUGAGCGGAGUCAUCUAGAGCAGCACCGUCGGCCGGAAACGGGACUGUGUGUGUAUAUGCGUGUGUGUGUGUGUGUGUGUGUGUGUAUAUGCGUGUGUGUGUGUGUGUGUGUGUGUGUGUGUGUGUGUGUGUGUGUGUGUGUGUGAGACUGUUAUUGGUGCUGAAGGGUAGCACCAAAGUUUACGGUAGUUACCUGAGAGAGUGUGUGUGUGUGUGUGUGAGUGUGAGAGUGGGUGCUGGUGAUGAGAUAUAGUUAGUCUAAUAGUGCAAAAAAAGAAUAGUAAACUUCUAGUUUAUUUUUGUGAGCACAAAUCAUAAUUUAGUUGCAUUACAUAAUAUUCCUGAAACAAACAACCAAAAAAGAAACAAAAAACAGAAACACAAAAUGUUCUGAAAUCAUGGUGGAAAAAGGUACUUAAUUAUGUUCGCGAUAUCCAGUUUGCUGAAAUUAUGUUCAACUCCAUGUCAGGAAUCUUAGUCUCAUCUCUCGCUUGAGAUUUCCCCACCAAAAAGAGAAACACUUGAAAAAUUGCUUUUGUGUUCCAUUGUAACUGUUGAAGGGAGGGAUGUUUUUUUGUACUCAUUGCGCAAUAAAAAAUGUCAUUAUACU